Messenger RNA from Truncatella angustata, 1500 nucleotides. RefSeq names its product FAD binding domain protein. NCBI's taxonomy places the organism in Eukaryota, Fungi, Ascomycota, Sordariomycetes, Amphisphaeriales, Sporocadaceae. The transcript is spliced from 4 exons. Gene Ontology annotation, molecular function: FAD binding; oxidoreductase activity. The record is from RefSeq and is a predicted model, not a curated record. The coding region runs from base 1 to 1500 and encodes 499 amino acids.
AUGCGUGGGUUCAAUUUUGUAAUCUUCGCCGCGGUGGCGGCAUGCUCGGUCGUCUCGGCGAGCGGGGAAUCGGUCUGCUCCCGAGCGGCAGCUAGUGUUUCGCGGUUGAAGGAAGUGCUCUCGGAUGAAACACUUAUUUACCUGCCAGGCACUCCUGAGUUUAUAGCUGCUUCCACACGAUGGUCUGUUUUAGAUGCGCCAACCCCCAAUAUCGUCGUCGUGCCUGCUUCUGAGAGUGAUGUCGUAUCUACGGUCAAAUUCGCAAACCAUCUCGGCAUUCCUAUUCUUGCUUUCAAUGGCGCACAUGGUUCACUCACCACAUUGGGAAAGUUUGAUUGCGGAAUCGAGAUAUACCUGAGCAAGCUCAGCAGUGUCAACGUUUCUGAGGAUGGCCAGACAGCCACUAUCGGGGGUGGAACACUAGCAAUUAAUGUCACGAAUGAGCUAUGGGAUGCCGGAAAACAAACAGUGACUGGCACUUGUGAAUGCGUCAGCCUUCUGGGACCCGCAUUAGGAGGCGGUCAUGGAUGGCUCCAGGGACAUCAUGGGCUUGUGGCAGAUCAGUUCGUCUCGAUGAAUAUUGUACUCGCCAACGGAAGCUUGAUCACGGUCGACGAGACUUCUGACCUUUGGUGGGCUGUGAAGGGCGCUGGCCACAACUUUGGUCUCGUCACAUCGCUCACAGUAAAGAUCUACGACAUUGAGCACACGGAUUGGGCAAUUGAGACCAUCAUUUUCAGUGGCGACGAGGUCGAGGCCAUCUACGAUGCGGCUAAUGAGUAUAUUCUCAAGAACGGCACGCAGGACGCGGGCCUGAUUAAUUGGUCGUACUGGCUCAAUAUUCCUGCGAUUGAUCCGGAGAAGCCGAUCAUCUUGUUUUACAUCAUCCAAGAGGGCGUCGCAGUGAUCGACUCUUCGAUUACACAGCCAUUCCACGACCUGAACCCCCUCUCCGUGACCGCAGAGUCGGGCACCUACCAGAAUCUGGCAGCGUGGACUCAGAUCUCCCUUGGCGAUGCCCCUUGCCAGAAGUCAGGCCUUGUCAACCCACGCUUCCCCUUGUAUCUACAGACCUACAACCUUACCGCCCAGAAGGAAGCAUACCAAGUAUUUACAUCCAACGUCAACGGCAGCUCCCCAUUCAACAGUUCCAUCUACAUGUUCGAGGACUACUCCUCGCAAGGCGUCAAGGCAAUCGACAGUGACUCGUCUGCAUUCGCUUUCCGCGAUGCCAACAUUCUCAGUGCACCGCUUCUCACAUAUGUCCCAACAGACGCAACCCGGGACCAACAAGCUGCAACGCUCGGCAACCAACUUCGGGACAUCCUGCAUGCUGGAAGUGAUGAGCAGGAUUAUCGGGUGUAUGUGAACUAUGCAUACGGAGACGAGAGCCCUGCGGAGUGGUAUGGAAGCGAGGGUUGGCGGCAACAACGUCUUCAAAGCCUGAAAAAGAAGUACGAUCCCAAGGGUGUCUUCAGUUUUUACGCGCCAAUUAUAUAA